CAACUACUUACUACUGAUCUCCUCUCUCUCUUCCUUUCCCUUUACCUAAUUUUUUUGUUUGUUUUUGCCUUUAAAGAAAGAAAAUAACUUCACCCUCCAAGUUUAACUGAUAGCACAUGUGGAUUUUUCAAAUAAUACAUUUCCUUUGCCAACAAAACGCCUCCCCGUAGUUCGGUGGGGUUCUCUGACGACACACCCACCAUACCUUCUCGUCCAACCUCCCCGCCUUACUUUGCCUACUACACACCAUCUCCCACCGAUUAGCAUCAACUCGCACUCUCGCCCUUCUGUUAUCUCGGAUCAAACCAAAAUCUUUCUAACAUCCUUGUUUCCCUUCCAUCCAACAUGAAUCCCCAUCAGCAGAACAAAGUCGACACUAGCUCCUUGUCCCCCGACGAGCAACGCCUCCUGCGUCUUUAUGGGAAGAUGCCCACCAAGAAGGAUCUCUUGCAGAACAAACUGAAAGAGCGGAAGUACUUCGACUCAGGUGACUACGCCCUCAGUAAGGCCGGCAAGGCCUCGGAUGUGGGUGUCACCAAUAUCGGUUCUCAGCAUCCUGUCCCCGAAAAUAUCCCUCAUUUGACCGCUACCUCUCCUGGAGCAAACAACACAGCAGCUGCUAGCAAUGGUGGCAGUACCAAUUCCCAAGGACAGCAGAUUCCUGGCAGCAUAAGUGGACACCCGGGAUCCAUUGGAUUUCAAAGCCGCAGCCCAGUAAAAGAAGGCAGCUAUCUACAACGCGGAACUAGUGCGGACGAAGCUGAGGGUGACACGCCUACGCUUAAUGACACCAAAGAGCCCAGCGUUAGUCCACCUCCCGCUCGCAGUGGUGUUCCAAUCCAGCGUUAAUUGGCUUUGGGUCUAUCAUCCCCUCCCUCUAUUCAUUGAGCCCGGCGCUAUGGUUUUGUGUUUCCAAUGAUAUUGAGCCGUUUUUCUUCUCUUUUCUUUUUUUUGGGUUUUACCCUGGGGGUGGCUGAGCACCAGAGAUUCUGUUUUGAAGUAGUCUGCGCUUCACCGCUGUGCAAUUUAGAAGGAUGAAGAGUUGACGGCCAAACUGAGGCAAGCACGAAAACGUCUGAUGGAUUUCAAUUGUCCGACUUGAAAACAGCCACUUUUACUGGGCUUUCCAUGCCCUUUGAGAUUUGCAGCAAGAUGUAUUUCCCAUCCCACUAGCUGGACUCGUGUGGGUUAGCUUUGUAUGUGUUGUCUUCUGCGGUCGAUGUGUGCUAUUAUUCUUCUCUGUUUAUAUCGCAUCACAUAUUAUCUGGAAGUUCUUUCGUGUUAAGGGCUACUCAUUUUCACUUUCCCGAUGAUUUGGAAAUUGGUUCAUAUCUGAUUAUUUUACGCUCAGCACUACGCUUGAGGUCUUUGGAAAUGCCUUUUGCCCAUAUAAAUACUCAUACAUAUGGUACCUCACAUCUCUUUAUCUCCUUUUAAUGAUAUAUCUGCACAUGUACGGCUGUAUGGCUUAGUAGUCAGGAU
Messenger RNA from Aspergillus alliaceus, 1482 nucleotides. Its product is annotated as endosulfine family protein. Lineage: Eukaryota; Fungi; Ascomycota; Eurotiomycetes; Eurotiales; Aspergillaceae. Gene Ontology annotation, cellular component: cytoplasm. Gene Ontology annotation, molecular function: protein phosphatase inhibitor activity. The transcript has 4 exons. The record is from RefSeq and is a predicted model, not a curated record. Bases 346 to 849 code for a protein of 167 amino acids.